UAAGUUAUAGACAACAAAAAAACACUCAAACACAUGUUAUUAUUAUUCUUUGCCAGCCUUCUAAAACAACUAAACUAUCUGUGGGCGGUAAAAUAACAAUGCAUGUGGUUGUGGUAGUAUACACAUUAAUCAAAUCCCUCAUCUUCUUAUCUUAAUCCUUUAAAAUCUUCAUACAGAUUUCUUUUCAUUAUUUUAAUCCAUUAACCAAAGUUUCUUUAUUUCCUUCCUCGUUGUCUACUUAUCAGAACAUUACUUUAAUCCCUCAAAACUUGCUUAGUCCGUAACUCAAAGCUAGAUCCAAACUUUAGUUUUAUUCUCUUUCUCUCUCCCUCUCUUUCUCUCCAUCUUUUAUUUCCCCUCCAUUUCUAAGCUCACUGAAAACAAAAAAAAAAAUAAAAGUUAGAAACUUAGCACAAUGGGUAUGGUGAGAGAGUCACAGUUCCAUGUUUUGGCUGUUGAUGAUAGUCACUUGGAUCGGAAAAUGAUAGAGAGAUUGCUGCAAAAGUCUUCAUGUCAAGUAACUACAGUUGAUUCCGGCUCCAAAGCUCUAGAGUUUCUAGGUUUGAGAGAAAGUAACGACCAAAAUGCACUCGAAACUCAUCAGGAAGUUGAAAUAAAUCUCAUAAUCACAGACUACUGUAUGCCUGGCAUGACUGGUUACGAUUUGCUCAAGAAAGUUAAAGAAUCAGUAGCGUUUAGAAGCAUUCCUGUAGUAAUAAUGUCAUCAGAGAACGUUCCUGCUAGAAUCUCCAGAUGUCUGGAAGAAGGAGCUGAAGAGUUUUUCUUGAAGCCAGUAAAGUUGGCUGAUGUUACCAAGUUGAAACCUCACAUGAUGAAAACCAAGUUGAAGAAAGAAGGUGAGAAACCAUCAGAAGAAGAGAAUGCAACUUUGAAACCUGAAGAAUCAUUGGUGGUUGAAAUGAUCUUGCCUCUGAAUCAAGAACUUGAGUUGGAACAAAAAGAACCAAUGUUGAGUAGUAAUAAGAGGAAAGCAAUGGAAGAAGUGAUAUCUGCUGACCGGUCACGUCCUAAAUACAAUGACAUCACAACCUCGGUCUGACCCGUUCGGUGUCCUCAAUGCUUCAGAGUUUCUUUGCAUAGGAAUGCUUCUUCUGGUAAAUACAGAGAGAAUGAAGAUGGAAGAUAAAUGUAGAUGAUGGUAAUGGUAACAGUUGUUACUUGUAUUUCAUUAUAUGAAAAAUCAGCAGAUUCUCAGUUUUGAUACUUGUUAGUUUCCUGGUUUAAAACAAUCUCAAGAGUAAAUAAAAUCUACUUACUUUCUUGUUUA
Brassica napus (rape) is the source of this 1288-nucleotide messenger RNA. Its product is annotated as two-component response regulator ARR8-like. NCBI's taxonomy places the organism in Eukaryota, Viridiplantae, Streptophyta, Magnoliopsida, Brassicales, Brassicaceae. The record is from RefSeq and is a predicted model, not a curated record. Bases 416 to 1060 code for a protein of 214 amino acids. The transcript has 4 exons. Gene Ontology annotation, biological process: cytokinin-activated signaling pathway; phosphorelay signal transduction system.